AUGGCUUCUUAUUUCAGUGACUGGAACUAUUAUACAGGACCAGCUUCUGAAGGAAGAAUUCUUCUAAUUUGGCAGGGGCUUAGUGUUUCUGUUGAGGUUUUGAAGGAAAGUGACCAGUUAAUUCAUGUCUAUGUUCAAGAAGUGAGAUCUAAUAAAAAGUUUUGUGUUACUUUUGUUUAUGGUAGGAAUUUGAUUGAGGAGAGACUGCAGCUUUGGGAUGAUCUUUCAGAUUGGUUGGACUUAUUCCCUCAUGUUGAAGCUGUUGUUAACUGGGGAAUGCUAUCUGAUCAUUGCUUUUGCAUUAUCGAAUCUGGAGCUGCCUUGAACUGUGGUGUCAAACCUUUUAGAUUUUUUAAUAUGUGGACUGAUCAUGAUAAUUUUAAAGAGACAGUGAUGCAGAGCUGGUGCAAGCCUAGUAAGGGUUAUGUUAAGGAGAACUACCAAGCUGCUCAAAUUUAUCUUCAAGGUGACCCUCACUCAAAAGAUUUUCAAAGAGAGGAAAGGUUAGCUGGUGAGAUAUUCUCUAAUCAUGCUAGAAUAUAUGACAGCUUUCUUAGACAGAAAAGUAAAGUUAAUUGGCUUCGUUAUGGUGAUGAUAAUACAGCAUACUUUCACGCUUGUUUAAAACAGAGAAGGGCUUCUAACCGUAUCACUUCUUUUGUUAAUGAGACUGGUCAGUUAAUUGAGAGAUAUGGUAACAGUUUUUCUUUGGACCAACAUAUUUGUUUGAUAAAGCCAUUUACUAAAAAGGAAGUGGAAGAUGCUUUGUUCAGUAUUAGUCCAAUUAAAAUUCCGGGUCCUGAUGGGUAUGGAUCAGGUUUUUUCAAAGUCAUGUGGAAGGAUGUGAGAGCAGAAAUUUCAGAGGCCAUUUUAGAUUUCUUUGAUCAGGGUCUGCUGCCUGAAGAGUUGAAUAAGGCAACAAUUUCUCUGAUUCCUAAGAUUGAAACCCCCACUAAGGCAGUGGAUUAUAGACCCAUAGCAUGUUGUAAUACUAUCUAUAAAUGUAUUUCUAAAAUGCUAUGUGGUAGAUUGACUAAGGUACUUCCUAGUCUAGUUAAUCAAAAUCAAGAAGCGUUUGUUAAGAACAGAUUGUUGGCGCAUAAUAUUCUUAUACUUCAGGAUAUUAUUAAAGGUUAUAAAAGGAAAAACAUCUCUCCUAGAUGUGUGAUGAAGAUAGACCUGAGCAAAGCUUAUGACAUGUUAGAUUGGCAUUUUUUGGAGGAUAUUCUCAUUGCUUUCUGUUUUCCCAACAGAUUUAUCAAGUGGGUGAUGACUUGUUUGAAGGAUACUUCUUAUUCGAUCUUAAUGAAUGGCAGGAUUCAAGGGGGCUUUAGAGGUAAAAAAGGUCUACGACAAGGGGACCCUAUUUCUCCUUUGUUAUUUGUGCUAGUAAUGGGAUACUUUACUCGGCUUCUCUUUCAAGCUUCCCUAAACAAGAAUUUCAGAUAUCAUCCAAAGUGUAAGAAUCUGAAAAUUGUUAACCUUUGCUUUGCCGAUGAUUUGGUGAUAUUUUGCAAGGGAGUUUCUAACUCGGUUCAGAUAAUUAAAGAUUGUUUCACUAAAUUCAGUUUGGCAUCUGGUUUGUCAGCCAAUUUGGAGAAAUCUCAGGAGUUUUAUCAAGGAAAUAGAUCAAUUAUGCAGAAACUUUCUCUAGAGGAUCAAGGAAGUAACAUCAAUCGAAGUAAAAUGCAUCUUACAGCCUGGGAUCAAGUGUGCCUGCCUAAGAGCCUGGGUGGUCUUGGUUUUAAGGAAGGGGCCAAUUGGAACAAAGUGUUACUAGCUAAAUUUGUUUGGGCUGUAUCCUCUAAAAAAGACAUUCAUUGGGUGAAAUGGGUUAGAGCCAAAAUGGAGGAAUGGAUGGGAAUGGAUAUUGGGCCGAGUAGAUAUGAGGAGUGGAGCUCUUGGAUGGUUGGAAAGCCUAAGGGCCUAAAGCAAAAGGUAGCUGCUGCAGCACUAGCAGCUGCUGUGUAUAUGGGACUCAUCACUGAUAGUCAUGCUCAACGCCGAGCAAUCGACUAUAAGGAGCUGUUCAAGGUCUUGAAUGAUCAAUUGGUGGAAGUCGAGGCAAAGAUUGAAUUUCUGACUAAGUCUAAGAAAAAUCUCCAAGAAAAGAUUGAACAGGCAGAGAAAGCAGCCAACAAAAGGUUGACGAAUCAACUGGUGGAGAAAACUCAAGAGAAUGAGGAGCUCAAACAAGACAAGGAAACCAAUCUUGCUCGUGAUGAAGAAAUCUGCGUCAACUACUUCUUUCAGAUAUGGAAGUUAAACAAGCCUCUUAUCCUUGACUUUCAAUCUGAAGAGGCAAGGGCGAAAGAUCUUGCCAAAUGUGAAGCUAAUGUAAACGAGGAGGCAGCUCUUCCAGCUGGCACUGUACCUGCCUCUCCUGCUCUAUCAUUUUGA
This is a messenger RNA of Humulus lupulus (European hop), 2400 nucleotides long. RefSeq lists its product as uncharacterized. The coding region runs from base 1 to 2400 and encodes 799 amino acids. The record is from RefSeq and is a predicted model, not a curated record. Lineage: Eukaryota; Viridiplantae; Streptophyta; Magnoliopsida; Rosales; Cannabaceae. The transcript has 8 exons.